UCUACUGGCAUUUACCCAUGCAUAGGCUAAUGUGCACAUGGAGAGAAAGUCUAUAGGGCUGAAGGACCAAGGCGUGUGUUUAGAAGUAACCGUUAGGACGCCUCUUAGUACCAAGGAAACAAGUGUUUAGUGAGAGAAUCACUUAAUAAUUAUUAAAAGACAUUGGAAGACGUCAGAAAAUCAAACUGCAGCGCAACUACAGAGAAGAGUUAGUACGACCUUCGUAGAUUUAAACAUCACUAAAAAUUCCAUUGUGUUUAAGAUUUGAUUACCAUUUAUGUGAGAAUUCAUGGAUUGUAAUUGAGCCGUGCCAUCUGCGCGCAGGAUUGUUCUACAGGAAUUUAAUGAGAGAAUAACUAAGCGAUUACGGCCAACAUAACUCAGGAGGAUGAAGAGGUGAAGAGAAGCACUUGGAUCGUGGAUUGACGCAUCAUAUCAAGACUGAUGCUCGCCACAUCACAAGGAUAUGAGUUGCGGUUAAUAUUUAAUGAAAGGAGCCAUUAGAGGGUUUUCGAGAUGGUAAAAGAGAAAAAAGAUGCUAAAAGAUCUCCCAGCAAAACACUAAAAAAAGCGAAGGUCCCCCCGGCCGGACGCAAGCGAAUUCUUCUAAAAGUCGGUGGAAGGGUGUUUGAAACGUGGGAAGAAAAUCUAAGAAAACAUCCAUCCACACUACUGGGCAGCAAGGAAAAAGAACUGUAUUACAACCCAGAGACGAAAAUGUAUACAUUUGAGCGUGAUCCCCUCAUGUUUCGCCAUAUCCUCAACUAUUACAGGGCGGGGCGCCUUCACUACUCGUGUGACUACUGCGCAGAUGAGUUCCGCGAGGAGUUAUCCUUCUUCGGGAUCUCUAUAAACGCCGUGGACAACUGUUGCUGGGACGAUUACCGACAAACGCGAAAAAUCAACAUCGACAAAGUCUUCAAACUGGAGGAUCCCUUAGAGAACGCAGAAAAUGGUAUUCCUGUAAAGAUCACCUUGAAGGAAAGAGUCUGGCUCAUAUUUGACAAUCCAGAAAAAUCGUUUUUCGGCCUGUUGUGGUACUAUGUAUCAGGGUUAAUGAUCGCGCUGAGUAUAGCGUGUACAGUCGCGGAGACUAUUCCGCCUCCUUGUGACGAGAGCGUUAUUUGUGGGGCACAAUACACCUUGGUGUGCAAAGGCAUGUUGCAAAACAGGACUCUUAUAGAGGAACCUAGACGAACGCCUGCCUCUAACCCCGCUUGCCAGGAGCUCAGUGAUUACAUCAAGUCUAAGACUCAGGCUUUUUUUGUACUCGAAAGUAUCUGCGUUGGGGUUUUCACGUUUGAGUAUCUAUCGCGUUUACUGACCGCGCCCAAGAGGUGGGACUUCGUGAAGGGUUACAUGAGCAUCAUUGAUGUGGUGUCGAUACUACCUUAUUACGCGGGCAUUAUCAUGGAGAAUGUGUUUCAGACUUCUGUCGAUAGCUUGGGUUCACUGGUGCUCCUGCGCGUGCUCCGAGUAUUUCGAGUACUUAAAUUCACUAGGCAUAGCAGUCGGCUCAGAAGCCUGCUGUUUGCCAUCCAGCGAUCUGCGUCUGAGCUUGGUUUCAUCGUGUUCAGUCUGUCGUUAGGAGUUGUUCUCAUCUCAAGCAUGUUAUACUAUGUCGAGAAGGACGGAACUGGUGGCGAUAUGUUUAACAGCAUUCCCGCGACAAUGUGGUACUCGGUCGUUACCAUGACAACGACAGGGUACGGAGACCUCGUACCCCACACGGCUCUCGGUAAGAUCAUCGGCAGUGUCGGGUGCAUAAUCGGCGUUCUUAUGAUCGCUCUUCCAGUCCCCAUCAUACAGAAGAAGGCGAAUCUUCAAAUGGGACUGUUGGACGAGGUUGAUCAAGCAUUCCAGAAGGAGUAGACUCAUCACGUGGGAAGCAAGCCUAUGGGUGACAGGACUCAGUUGGUUUUGUAUCAAACGACUGGAGAGACUGCUCCUCUGAGGACUUCCCGGUUAACGUUGGUGAAAAUUGCCCGGUAACCGCUGGUAAAAAAUUGCCGGGUAAACGUCGGUGAAAAUACCAAGUAAUCGCUGAUGAAAUCUGUUCAAUAAACGCUGGUAAAAAAUGCCUGGUAAAUGCUGGUGGAAAUUGCCUUGAAGCACCGCUUUCUUAUAUUGGAUGUCACAUAAUGUAAUGGAAAUAGUAGCAAUCCUCUUCGAACCUGCGCACGGUUCUUCUUCUAUCUCAUUCGAAAAAAGCACGAAUGUGACGUGACAAAAUAAUCUUACAUCAAUUUUCUCCAUUUUGUUCAAAUAUUGGUCAGUGCUGUCGUCUUUUGGUUCUGGGUUGGUAUUCCUUUGGUCGCCACUAGAAGAGUCUUGGUCUCCCUGUAGUCGAUCUUGGUAUUCUUAUAUUCUCCAAUUAAAGCGUCUUGGUCUUACUGUGGUCGAUUUUGGUAUUCCGAUGGUCUAGACUGGUCUAGGCACUUUUGGGUUCUUUGAAAGUGUACAAGUUUAACCCAAAUUCUUAUGUGAAACCUUCCUUAGCACAACGGAACCUUAAGUAUUGUCGUUUUCUGUGCGAACCCUAGGAUGUGAUUGCCUGCGUAGCAAGUAGAAGAACCUGGAAAAAAUGGUCGCGCGGGCUGAAAGAGCUCUUUAUUGAUUCUCUCCCUUGACCACGCGCGGCCAUCUCGUUCUACUUUUACCAUUUGCGCAUGUUACGCAGGAUAAGGCUGUGUCUGUAAUAGCAUUUUAGUCGAUUAGGUCUUAUUUACCCUAGAGAUCCUAGAGCGUUGAUCAGACUGUGAUGACAGCUGAUAAGAUUUGUAAGAACCUAUUCUACACUGCACCCAUUGUCGCAUGGUACCAAGGGGCAAAAUUUGGCGAUACGACAAUGGAAGCAGUACAUGAAAAAGAAAAAAAGUUGUAGGAAUUGGUGGAUGGGCAGCAGGAAAACGACGCCCUGGCUCUAAUCGUGCCUCGCCCAGCGGGUCUAGUAUCAACCAACCAUUAACCUAUUACCCUACUGCAGUUGAGCAAUAUGAUAAUAUAUUCAUAAUUACUGAUCUUAUAUACUCUGCUGUGUGAAUAAGAGUAUGGUUAUAUUUUCUUUGGCUUGACAUUUUCUAAAUUAUUUGCUGCGAACAAAAAUAUCCAGCUCUCAUCACCGUUUGAGCAAAUUUAGGUAUAACAGACCCCGAAAAUAACGCAAUUAAACGUUUAUUAAUAAAGUUUUAUUAGAAAGUUG
Molecule: messenger RNA, 3202 nt
Organism: Nematostella vectensis (starlet sea anemone)
Lineage: Eukaryota; Metazoa; Cnidaria; Anthozoa; Actiniaria; Edwardsiidae
Product: potassium voltage-gated channel subfamily D member 2
Exons: 6
Coding region: 517-1872 (451 amino acids)
Biological process (GO): protein homooligomerization; potassium ion transmembrane transport
Cellular component (GO): membrane; voltage-gated potassium channel complex
Molecular function (GO): voltage-gated potassium channel activity; protein binding
Source: RefSeq, a predicted model, not a curated record